AUGAAAAAGGGCGGGAAAGAGAUUGCUUUAGAAACUAAUGAUUUUGAUUUUGGAUUGAGUACACAAGAUAUGAACAAACUGUCCCAAGAUACAUUUGUUGAUGGUUUUGAUCCUUCUCAAGUGAAAGUUGAAAAACUUGAAAAACAAAGUAAAUCACGAGCCAAGAAGACGUCCACACCACAGUUACGUGAUGAGCUAAUACGUCGAGCCGGAGAAGGAUCACCGGAUGCCCCAUUGGUGUAUAUCCGUGAAUCUGAUUGGGAAAAAACCGCUACGGAUUGGACCAGCGAUUUUAGAUCAUGA
Messenger RNA from Eruca vesicaria subsp. sativa (arugula), 303 nucleotides. The record is from the annotation of a GenBank genome assembly. NCBI's taxonomy places the organism in Eukaryota, Viridiplantae, Streptophyta, Magnoliopsida, Brassicales, Brassicaceae.